Pelobates fuscus (common spadefoot toad) is the source of this 1967-nucleotide messenger RNA. It is a transcript of the gene SNRNP70, whose product is annotated as small nuclear ribonucleoprotein U1 subunit 70. Bases 140 to 1621 code for a protein of 493 amino acids. Gene Ontology annotation, biological process: mRNA splicing, via spliceosome. Lineage: Eukaryota; Metazoa; Chordata; Amphibia; Anura; Pelobatidae. The record is from RefSeq and is a predicted model, not a curated record. Gene Ontology annotation, molecular function: mRNA binding; U1 snRNA binding. Gene Ontology annotation, cellular component: U1 snRNP; precatalytic spliceosome; U2-type prespliceosome. The transcript is spliced from 10 exons.
CUGCGCAAUGAUUCGCUCAGACGGCGCUCAGUGAGAGUCGAGGCCUGGACACGCGCCUAGCAGCACUGCCAGCGGCGGGAAAUCCCGGGACUCACCGGAGCUGUAGCGGCGGCACAGCGGACCCGGCUCGUUCUUCAAAAUGACGCAAUUCUUACCACCCAAUUUGUUGGCGCUGUUUGCACCAAGAGACCCUGUUCCUUAUCUGCCACCGUUGGAAAAACUACCCCAUGAAAAGCAUCACAACCAACCCUAUAGUGGAAUUGCUCCUUAUAUUAGGGAAUUUGAGGACCCACGAGAUGCCCCACCACCAACUAGAGCUGAGACCCGUGAGGAACGGAUGGAAAGAAAGAGACGAGAAAAGAUAGAAAGAAGACAGCAAGAUGUGGAGAAUGAAUUGAAAAUAUGGGAUCCACAUAAUGAUCCAAAUGCUCAAGGAGAUGCCUUCAAAACCCUGUUUGUUGCUAGAGUGAACUAUGACACCACAGAAUCCAAGCUGCGGCGAGAAUUUGAAGUCUAUGGUCCAAUUAAACGGAUUCACAUGGUGUAUAACAAGCGAUCUUCAAAACCACGUGGAUAUGCCUUCAUUGAAUACGAACACGAACGAGAUAUGCACUCGGCAUACAAGCAUGCAGAUGGAAAGAAAAUUGAUGGAAGGCGUGUUUUGGUUGAUGUUGAAAGAGGUCGUACAGUGAAAGGAUGGCGCCCACGGAGACUUGGUGGUGGCCUAGGUGGUACACGAAGAGGAGGAGCCGAUGUCAAUAUCAGACAUUCUGGGAGAGAUGACACAUCGCGAUAUGAUGAAAGGGAUCGUGACAGAGAGCGCGAGAGGGGGGGAGAUCGUCGGGAGCGAAGCCGUGAACGGGAUAAGGAACGUGUUGGUGAGAGGCGCAGGACUCGUUCCAGGGAACGCAGAAGGAGAACUCGAAGUCGGGAAAAGGAUGAAAGGAAGCGCAGCAGAGAGAGGAGUAGGGACAAAGAUAAAGACAAGGACAAGGAUAAAGACAAGGACAAAGAUAAGGAUAAGGACAAGGACAAAGAUAAGGACAAAGAUAAGGAUAAGGACAAGGAUAAAGAUAGGGACCGCAAGCGCAGGAGUCGCAGUAGAGACCGCAAACGGGACAGAGAUCGUGACAGGGAAAAAAAAGAGGAACGGGUUGAGGGGGAAGUACCUGAGACUGAAGCAGUUGGUGAGGAAUUGCAAGUGGGUGAGUUGGGUGUGGAUGGAGUUGAAAUUAAACCCGAGCCAGAAGAAAAGAGUAGAGAUCGUGACAGAGAGAGGGACCGAGAUAAAGACAGAGAGAAGGAUAAAGAUAGAGAUCGUGAUAGGGACAGAAGACGAAGUCACAGAGAGCGGGACAGAGACAAAGAUCGUGAUAGAGAUAGGGGGGAUAGGAGAAGAGACAGAGACCGUGAUAGAGAUAGGGAUAGAGAACACAAACGAGACAGAGAUAGAGGUGAGCGCACUGAAAAGAGAGAGGAGAGAGCUCCUGAUAAUGGUAUGAUUCCUGAGCCUGUUGAGGAGACCAGCCAAGAUAUGUACUUGGACCAAGAAUCCAUGCAGUCUGGAGAUGGAUAUAUUUCCACAGAGAAUGGUUAUCUUAUGGAACCUCCUAUGGAGUGAUCUUCUUUAUCCUGGUGAACACUCCCUCUUCAUGGACUAUUUUGUUUUCCUUCUCUCUUCAAAUCUGGAUUUUGGUGUACAUUCAAGUCACGCCUACCAUUUGCAAUGUUUUUCUUUUGAUUCAUGCAUACAAUUGGACUAUUUUUUAUUUUUAUUUUUUUCCUGAUUAUAAUAAAUGUAGAGUAACAAACUGUAAAUUCAAGAUGAACUUUAAAGUACAUUUAGUAUUUUCAUCUUUUUGUAGGUAGGUAUGUUUGGCAAGUUUAUGUAGCUAUUCUAAUGUCAUCAAACUUGUGUAAAUUUGAAUUUUUUUUUAAGGGACUGAACAAUAAACACUUUUAAUGUU